UUUCUUAUUAUUUGUGUCACUUAAGCAACUUAAGAUAUUUAAAAUCAAAGAACUAUACUCUAGUAAACGAACUCAGUAGAAUGGAAUAUUUUCCAAAAGUUAUAAAUGCGAGCACGGUUGCGUCACAGUAGUCCGUCAAAGAUCCAGUGUCCACACUUCACGGGCAGAAGUAAACAGUGACGUCACGAAGCGUCAUCGAGGCGAUAAAAAGUCGAUUUUAUUCGCACAAGUUCGGCCAGCUGACUGCGCCCCCCUCCCCGCAGGCCGGCGCUGCACGCACUGAAUUUUCAGUGUGGCGAGAUUUCAGGGCGAGGGAGACGGGUAUAGGCGGAACGGUGCGAGUGAGCGAGACGAGGGUAUGAGUGCGCGCGGCCGCGGGCAGGCGCGGUGGGCGGGCGCGCUCCGGAUGAUGUAUAGAGUGGUGGAGUUAGGUUCAAAUUGGUCCGGGAAGUGGCCGAGAUUAGAGCCAGCGCGGGCCGCAACGCGCCGCGUACGUAAGCCCACUUAAGACUGUUUUUAAUACUAGUAUUUUUUACGCGAUCCCGACAGGAUUUAGCGGAUAAGCGACGUCGCCGCGAUCGUGCGCUUUGAUUUAUCGGUAUCGGAUUCGUAUUUGGUUUGUUCUCUGGUGUAUACGUUAGUGGGUGACGGGCGUGCGCGUGGUCGCGUAAUCCCGCGGCUUGUACCAGAUUAUGACGGAUAUCAUCGGAUUGCGUGUACACAAACUGUGACCCAGCGUGCCGAGGAACCGACCAGCUCGCCAGUGUCACCUGUCCGCGCCGUCUCCGAUAUUUGUCUUGGUCGCAAGAAUGUGGAACCGCGCGUGAUCCGUGAACCGAUCACUUGCGCGCUUGCUUCUUUCCACCACCGUCAGAACAGGCAUCAUCAUUCACCUCCGGGUGUACAAGGAGGCGCUAGCGGCCGGAAUGGAGCCGCUAAGCGAGAACGGGCUCUGUCUAUCGGAGCUCGAGCUGCACGGAGGGGGUCACCUGCACGAGUCCGUGGCCGCGUCCGUGGGCUCCGCGAUCUCGAGCCUCAUGGCCCCCUUGCAUCACGAGCCGCAACACACACCUCUCCAUCAUGCGCCGCCGCUGCAUCAUGAACCGCUUGAAAAGCUCAAAUUAUGGGCGGAGACUGGCGAGUUCCGAGACAGUGGCCACUCAUCAUUGGCGUCAGUUGGCUCAGGAGUUGAGCAGUCAUCCCUCUACGCGCCACCACGGCCGAGACGCGACAGGAAACCCACUGACGACAGUGAGUAUUUUUGCAAUCGUCCGCUAACGUCGGAGCCGACGAUAAAGACGGAGUCAACGACUCCGGGGGUCGGGCCCGACGAGCCUUCGAUGGACGACAAGGGCGACAAGAAAAACAAGAGACAGCGCCGCCAGAGAACGCAUUUCACCAGCCAACAGCUGCAAGAACUCGAAGCCACCUUCGCAAGGAACCGCUACCCAGACAUGUCCACGCGCGAGGAGAUCGCCAUGUGGACCAACCUCACGGAAGCGAGAGUUAGGGUGUGGUUUAAAAACCGGAGAGCUAAAUGGCGGAAACGAGAAAGAAACGCCAUGAAUGCUGCUGCUGCUGCCGCCGCAGAUUUCAAGAACGGGUUCAGCACGCAGUUCAACGGGUUAAUGCAGCCCUUCCCCGAUACUGAUGCGCUGUACUCAUCGUACCCAUACAACAAUUGGGCUGCUAAGGUGCCCAGCCCUCUCGGCACUAAGAGCUUCCCGUGGCCAGUGAACCCACUAGGCUCAGUGGUACCUGCGAGCCAUCACCAGGGCUCAGUGAACUGCUUCAACACGGCGACAUCAAUGGGUGGUGUCGGUGGCGGUGGCAUGGGUGGCGUGGCGGGUACCGGCGGAGUGGCCGGCGGCGUGGCGCCGUGUCCGUACACGCCGCCCAACCCGUACAGCAUGUACCGCGCGGAGCCGUGCGCCGCGAUGUCGUCGUCGAUUGCAUCGUUGCGGCUGAAGGCUAAGCAGCACUCGUCAGGGUUCGGUGGUGGGUACGGUGGAGUGUCACCUGUGUCACGCGCGGGCUCAGCACCGCUGUCGGCGUGCCAGUACGCGGGCGGCGUGGCGGAGCGGCUCUGAGAGGAGGCGCGGGGGCGCGACGAGCGCGAGGCCGGCGUGCUGGCGCGCGCCUCCUAGUCGCCGCCCGCGCCGCGCCCGCCGCCCCUGUACUCGCACCUGUGGGACUGGUUCGACUGACGCGCGCGCAGCCUGCGCCCCGCACCGCCUGUGUCGGUGCCGGACGUUACUUACGAUACCUCGGGCAAUAAAACAUAACGACGUCGUUCUAAACUUGUUGUAAAUAUGUAGUUAUGUAUGUACGUAUACCAAAGCGAUGUGUGCAAUUUUUACAAGCUUACGAUGUACUUAGGUUAUGUAAUGUAAGUGUUUUAGCUUAAAAUCGAAAAUGUAAAUAUAUAAACUUGAUAACUUAUUAAAGACGAAACAAUGAGCAUUUGAGUAAUAGUGAAAUUAUAGCAAGCGUAAGAUUUUAUUUCGAAGUGUCAGUGUUUUGUGUUAUAUUACCAAGGUGAUGUUGUUACUGUAUGCUCCCCUCUCCACUCGAUAUAUUAUCGCGUUACGCAUUUAACACAUGCAUAUCUAAACAUAUAUCAGUAAGGUAACAAGGAGUGCUCCCAAAGUGUGAAGUUAUUGUCAGUUAUUCGAAAACAACAAUGAUUUUGUAACAGUGGGGAUGUAUUUAUUAUUAUAUCAAUCGAGUACCAAAAUUUUGAACCUAUAAAAUAAGCAUAAUCUAAAUUCUCAUUCUAAAACUAAUGUACUUAUCAUGGCUACUGCCACUCUGUAAAUUCAAAUUAAAUAACAUUUAAAUUUUGUUGUACAACAAUUGAAUUUUAAAACCUUCAUGUAAAUAUAGAGUAAUUUAAAAAUAAGAAUGUACUUGAAUCAUGUUAAACGGACAAUUUUGAACCUUAAAUAUAAAGCAAAUAAAGGUCAAUGGUAAUCAUUAAAAUGACGAUUUUAAAUGAAUCCAUUCCUUUUAUUUUAACAAGACCUCAUUUUAGCUAAAGUUUCAAAGUUGAUCGUUAUUACUACCCCGAGAAUUCCGGGAAUAGCAAUUCUGUAAUUAAUACAAUCUUCAAAACCUGUUGUUGGAAGUUGUAGGGACUGUAAUUGAUACUUUUAUUUGAAUAGCAAAAUUGAAUGUCGACAUUUUCUGAGUAAUGAGUACAAGAAGCACUAGUGGGAACUAAGGUUUUUUACCGAAGAAAAAUAUCUUUUUGGUGUCAAACUACUGAACAGUCUAUUAUUUGAAAGUUAAGGCGGAAACAUACAUGUCGUUCACACGCCAGAAACAUAUCGGUAUCGAAACAUACUUGUGUGUGUCGUGUCCUAAAAUACUUGCGGCCGAUUGGGCUAGUGCGAUGGUCAUGGUGCCAUUAUACGAUACGUAAAUAUGUUUCCACCUUUACUGUGAUUGGACUUCAAAUACUUUAUUUAACAUUAGUGCCAUCUGGUGACCACAGAAACGAUAGUCCUUAUUAUAAUUUACUUGCUACGACUGCUACGAGAAAUGCUACGCGGUGCUACGACGAUGCUUAGGUUCAUUAGAAAUUGUUUUAAACAAUAUUUAGUUACUGUAUCUUGAAGUUUUUAUUUACUAUCUAAUGGGUAACAUUGUGAGCUAAGUAAGGCUACUUAAUGAUCGGGUACAUUGAGUUCAUUUUUAAAGUUCCAUUAAAUAUGAAAGUUACUUUAGUAUAUGUAACUAGUGAAACAAUAAGCGAGUUUUACUUUGGAAAACUGAAUCUAAACGCAGUUACUCGUUUAACUCUUAUUUGUAGUCGUAGCACAUAGCAUUUUGAAACAUUAAAACCUAAGAUUUCCAAAUAACAUCCAUUGCUAGAAAUAACCGCUUACACAAUGAGAUUAACGUAACCAGGAUCUCAAUAUUUAUUAAAAUAUUUAUAACUUAUCGCCGUUUAUGGAUGUAAUAAUUGUAAUAUAUUGUAACUAUUUAAAUAUAAAAACAUUCAUUAGAUGUAACGUUUAGUUUAAUACACGAACUAGUAUAACCUACUUCCGUGUGCCUGUAACUGUCAAGGAAACACUAAAUUAUGAAAAAUAAAUAUGUAAAUAUAUAGAUUUGACUUUAAAUAAUAAUAAUAAAUUGAUGUGAAAUUCGAGGUUUUCAUUUUAUACAUAUCAGAACAAAAUAUCUGAACACGAAUACUUUGUUGACGUUAUUUUGUGAGUAACAAUUAAGAGGAUACCAAUUGUUUUGUAACUUAAAAAACCUCUAGUCAUAAUAAAAGAUAUCACAGAGUA
Spodoptera frugiperda (fall armyworm) is the source of this 4298-nucleotide messenger RNA. RefSeq names its product pituitary homeobox homolog Ptx1 (gene Ptx1). Gene Ontology annotation, biological process: regulation of transcription by RNA polymerase II; anatomical structure morphogenesis. The coding region runs from base 927 to 2090 and encodes 387 amino acids. The transcript has 5 exons. Gene Ontology annotation, cellular component: nucleus. Gene Ontology annotation, molecular function: RNA polymerase II cis-regulatory region sequence-specific DNA binding; DNA-binding transcription factor activity, RNA polymerase II-specific. NCBI's taxonomy places the organism in Eukaryota, Metazoa, Arthropoda, Insecta, Lepidoptera, Noctuidae. The record is from RefSeq and is a predicted model, not a curated record.